Molecule: messenger RNA, 1905 nt
Organism: Vicia villosa (hairy vetch)
Lineage: Eukaryota; Viridiplantae; Streptophyta; Magnoliopsida; Fabales; Fabaceae
Exons: 1
Coding region: 1-1905 (634 amino acids)
Biological process (GO): DNA integration
Molecular function (GO): nucleic acid binding; RNA-DNA hybrid ribonuclease activity
Source: RefSeq, a predicted model, not a curated record
AUGCCUUUGAAAGCUAUGAAGGGGCAAGUAGUCUCAGAUUUCCUAGUAGAUCUCAUAGUGGUUGAGACUCCUCAACUCUUAGUUGAGUUGAAGCCUUGGAGAUUAUUUUUCGACGGUUCCACCCAUACGGAAGGCAGUGGAGUUGGGAUUCUAUUGAUUUCUCCUGAUGGAAUUCCAACAAAACUUAAGUAUAGAAUCGAUGGACCUUCAUGCUCCAACAAUAAGGCAGAAUACGAAGCCUUGAUAGCAGGACUUGAAGCCUCGUUGGAAUUGGGGGCAACCAGGGUCGAAAUCAAGAGUGACUCAGAACUAGUAAUCAAGCAAUUAACGAAGGAGUAUAAGUGCAUCAAGGAAAACCUAAUCAUGUAUUUCGUUAUUGCAAAUAGGUUGCUUAAAAAAUUCGAAUACAUAGAUAUAAAACACGUCCCUAGAAUCAAAAAUCAAGAGGCUAAUGAUCUAGCACAAAUAGCUUCAGGAUAUAAGAACUCAAAGGAGAAGCUAGAGGAAUUGGUUGAAAUAAGAGGGAAAGCAAGGGCAACCAAGCUAUCUAUAGGUGACUUGGAGAUAAAUCGAUUGGGUUAUGCUAAUGAAGAAGAAUUCGAGGUAUUGGCCAUUGAUGCUCUAACAAACACAGAUUGGAGAAUUCCAAUUAUAGAAUAUCUUAAAGAUCCUUCAUUUACCACGGAUAGGAAAACCAAGUAUAGAGCUUUGUCGUACGUUUUGAUGGGAAAUGAGCUAUUCAAGAAAACGCCUGAAGGCAUUUUAUUAAAAUGUUUAGGUGAGAACGAAGCGUACUUGGCAUUAUCUAAUGUUCAUAGUGGAACAUGUAGGGCACAUCAAGCAGGCCAUAAAAUGAAAUGGUUGCUUUUCAGAUAUGGAAUGUAUUGGCCUACCAUGCUGAAGGAUUGUAUAGAAUUUGCUAAAGGUUGUCAAGAAUGUCAAAUACAUGCAGGAAUCCAACAUGCUCCUGCAAGCGAACUCCAUGCAAUUAUCAAGCCAUGCCCAUUUAGAGGUUGGGCUCUAGAUUUAAUUGGUGAGAUUCGACCUGCUUCAGCUAAAGGACAGAAGUACAUUCUUGUUGGAAUUGACUAUUUUACUAAAUGGAUCGAAGCAAUACCUUUGACAAAUGUAGAUCAAGAAACGGUCAUAGAAUUCACUCAAAAACAAAUACUAUAUAGAUUUGGAAUCCCGGAAACUAUAACAACAGAUCAAGGAUCAGUAUUUAUUGGUCGAAAGAUGCAAGAAUUCUCAAAUGAAAUGGGAUUCAAGUUGCUUACAUCUACGCCUUACUAUGCCCAAGCUAACGGAAAAGUCGAAGCAGCAAACAAAGUAAUCAUUGGUUUAAUAAAGAAGCAUGUAGGAACAAAACCAAAGAAUUGGCAUAAGACAUUAGAUCAAAUACUUUGGGCUUGCCGCACCUCUCCUAAAGAAGCAACGAAUAGCACGCCUUUCCAGUUAACGUUUGGGCAUGAUGCAAUGUUGCCUGUUGAAAUUUACUUGCAAUCAGUACGGAUCCAAAAGCAGGGAGAAAUCCCAUAUAACUCAUAUUGGGAAAUGAUGAUGAAUGAGUUGAUAGAGCUAGACGAAGAAAGGUUGUGCGCGUUAAAAGUCUUGAGGAGGCAGAAGGAAAUAGUAGCAAGGGCAUACAACAAAAAGGUCAAAGGUAAAAUUUUUACUUCAAAUGAUUUAGUUUGGAAAGUCAUAUUACCUGUGGAUAAAAAGAAUAAAGCCUUAGGGAAAUGGUCUCCACAUUGGGAAGGACCUUUUCGAAUUUUGAAAGCAUUUUCAAAUAAUGCAUAUGAGAUAGAAGAACUAGCAGAGGAUCGAAGGAUCCUAAAAGUAAAUGGGAAAUAUUUAAAGAGAUAUAAGCCAUUUAUGCAUGAGGUAAAGAUUGCAACAACGUAG